Messenger RNA from Geodia barretti, 303 nucleotides. The record is from the annotation of a GenBank genome assembly. NCBI's taxonomy places the organism in Eukaryota, Metazoa, Porifera, Demospongiae, Tetractinellida, Geodiidae.
AUGAGCUCUGAUAGAUCUUCCAGGGGUAGAAGUGCCGUUCCAAGAGGCUUCUCCAGAUACUACGUUCUGGAGCUUUUAAGGAAGGAGCCUCACACCGGCAAGCAGAUCAUAGACUGCGCGUCCGAACAGAGCCAGGGAAUCUGGAAGCCGUCACCGGGACUGGUCUACCCGUUGCUGGGCAGGCUGCUGGAUGAGGGCCUGAUCGAGGAGAUCGAAGGCGGCAGAUACCAGAUGACAGAAAAAGGGCAUAUCCACCGCAGAGGACAUAGACAAGAUAAACGACACGAUCAAAAAGCAGAUUGA